GCGGAAGAAGAAGCAAAAGCUCGCCGAAUCUUGGAAGAGAAGGAAAUGAGGCGGGAGGAACGAGAACGAAGGAGAAAGGAGAAGUAUGAAGCAGAACGAUUACGAAAAGAGCAAGAACGGUUGCGGCGGGAAGAGGAAGAAAGACGCGCUAAAGAGGCUGAACUUGCCAAGCUGCGAGAGUUGGAGGCCCGUGUUGGCGAAUCUCGACAUCUUCUUCAAUGCGUAUUUGCCCAUAUUCAGCGAAAGGAAGACCGUCGUAAAGAAGUGCAAGAAGCACGAAUAAGAGCUGAGCAACGAGUUGUUGAGCUUGAAGACGUACCAUUAGAGGAGAAAGAACAUGUCCUUAGAACUAUGCUACUUCGGCAACGCGAAAUGCGAAUGCGUGAAGAGUUGACGUUAUUGAACACUGAGGAAUUUAGUGUUACCUAUACCAUAAGUUUUUCUUCUAUUCUUACUGGAGUUGAGCAGAAGGCAGUCUAA
This is a messenger RNA of Strongylus vulgaris, 480 nucleotides long. The record is from the annotation of a GenBank genome assembly. Lineage: Eukaryota; Metazoa; Nematoda; Chromadorea; Rhabditida; Strongylidae.